AUGCUACAGAGAGAUGCUAUGAGGUUGGUUUUAUCAGUUGUUAUCAUCACCUUAUUCGAAGUUUCUUAUGCCCAGUUAUGGCCAUACCAAAUAUUGCCACCGUUUCCCGUACUUGAGGGAUGUCGUGAAGUUCUUCUGUUACUUGGCGUAAACAGAGGCAAAGAAGGAUUGAGUACUGCGACGCACCUGACUGCGUAUGCAUCAGCAGCAGCAGCAGCAACACCAAAAACAACAACAACUUCAUCAACUGAAACUUUGUUUCCUGAAUUUGAAACUUGGCUUGAAACACAACAGAAUGCCCUGUUUCAUGCAAUUUUACAAAACAUCAACCCAGAAGGAGUCAUUGUUGCCUCCCCGUCACAAAAAGAACCCAAUUACUACUACCAGUGGAUCCGAGAUUCGGCAAUCACGGUGCGUACCUUAAUUUCAUUCCUUGAAGACGAGCAUAUAAACAAAGUAUCAGCGUCCCAUUUGCAUUCGCAAGUGAUCAACUUGAUUGAGCUGUACGUUAUAAACAAUUACCAAUUACAAAGAACACCAAACAAACUGGGAGGAUUCAAUGACUUGUUGGGGUUGGCGGAACCCAAAUUCAAUGUGGACAUGACUGCAUUCAAUGAACCUUGGGGGAGACCACAACGUGAUGGACCUGGACUUCGUGCUGCGACAAUAAUUCAGUUCCUUGACUACUUGAACCAAACUGGCAACCUAGUCAACCACCCUGAAUUGCAAAACUCAGCGUACAUUUACCAAGAGAUCGUCAAGCCGGAUUUGCGGUACAUUUGCCAGUUUUGGAAUGAGACUGGAUUCGAUUUAUGGGAGGAGGUCGAUUCGAUUCAUUUCUUCACGUCCAUGGUUCAAUUGAAAGCUUUACAAAUGGGAAUUAAAUGGUCGAGAUAUUUCAAUGACGAGAAUGGUGAAUUUGCAACACAGUUGCGUGAUUCAUUUAAUGCUUUGAAGCAACACAUACAGAAGGAUUUUGGAUUUGUUACAUCUGCGCUGAAUCAUGUAAUUGAAAGCCCACAUUUGUUGGAGUCUGGCGAAAGAUUGGGAUUGGACAUAGCUACGAUCUUGGCUGUGAUCUACACGCACGAGAAUGACGAAAAGGAGCAGCGCACUGAAAGCUCUGCAUCAGAAACAAUCCCAUUUAAUGUACUCAACUCAUAUGUGCUCAGUUCACUUAGCGGAUUAAUUAUCGAUAUGCGAGAUCGAUAUCCGAUAAACAACAAUCGUUUUGAUGGUGUUGCAUUGGGUAGAUACCCCGAAGAUAUUUACAAUGGAGUUGGCACAUCUGAAGGAAACCCGUGGUUCAUUGCAACUUCCACCGCGAGUGAAUUCAUCUACCAAUUUAUCUAUAAUCUUCAGCAUCAAAAAUUAAACUUGGUAAUUGAUGAUACCAACCGACAAUUCUUUUUGCCGUUGAUAAAUGUUACUGGCAACAAGUACAUCCUUGAGUAUAACUCCUCCGAGUACAACUUGUUGAUUGAGAAAUUAUUGAAAUAUGCAGAUUCAUUUCUUGAUGUUGUACGCACUCAUACUGAUUCUCAAGGUCGGAUGUCGGAACAAUUCAACAAAAAUACGGGAUAUAUGCAAGGAGCAAAAGAAUUGACUUGGAGCUAUAGUGCGGUAUGGAAUGCAAUCCGUUGGAGAAGAAGAGCUUUUUUUGCUAUAUAG
Molecule: messenger RNA, 1671 nt
Organism: Lodderomyces theae
Lineage: Eukaryota; Fungi; Ascomycota; Pichiomycetes; Serinales; Debaryomycetaceae
Gene: SGA1
Product: glucan 1,4-alpha-glucosidase
Exons: 1
Coding region: 1-1671 (556 amino acids)
Biological process (GO): polysaccharide metabolic process
Cellular component (GO): fungal-type vacuole
Molecular function (GO): glucan 1,4-alpha-glucosidase activity
Source: RefSeq, a predicted model, not a curated record